UCGGAUGAGAUUCAAUUAGUCGAAUUGGAAGUCGUAGCAGAGUUUACCCAAUUGAAGAGGAUCCAACGAAAGAGGCAGAGCUCCACAUCAGCCACUGUUGGGGUUUUUACUCUUCGCCGGAUCACAAUGAGUUCGUCGAACGCCCUACCGGCGGCGGAGGAUAACAGCGAUAUGCUGGCGGCAGUGGUGGAGGUCCAACGCCUUCUUGGCUACACCUUCCGGCAGCCUUCGCUCCUGGUGGAUGCCCUCACCCACCCGUCCUUCGCCGACCAUCCCUCGUACCAACGCCUCGAGUUCGUCGGGGACGCUGCGCUUGGCCUCGCCUUCACCAACUUCCUCUACCUCACCAACCCCGACCUUGGCCCCGGAAAACUAUCCUCCCUCCGUUCCGUCAACGUCUCCACCGAGAAGCUAGCACGCGUCGCCGUCCGCCACCGCCUCUUUCGAUUGCUGCGCCACAAUUCGCCUCUCAUGGAUCAAACGGUAAAUGAGUUCACAAAUGUGGUGAUGAUGGAGCCUGAUGAAGAUUCAGGAUUGAUACUCUACGGUGGGAGCACUGUCAAAGCACCGAAAGUGUUAGCUGAUAUUGUUGAGUCCAUUGCAGCUGCAGUCUAUGUGGACUGCAACUUCAAUCUGGAAUUGCUCUGGAAGGUUUUUCGGGGGAUCUUGGAACCCAUCAUCACCUGGGAGAUCAUGGAUGAGCAACCCAUCACCACCCUCCACAUGCUUUGUCAAAAGCAUGGCAAGAUCCUCGACAUCAAGAAUUUGAACAAGGAUUCUUUGAACAUAACCAAUGUUUUUGUUGAUGGGAUCCUUUUGGGCAUUGGCUCCUCUGAGCAAAAGGUGAUUGCUAAGCUGAAUGCAGCAAGAGAUGCACUGCAAAAAUUGUCUUUUUCUUGUCACACUGCUGAUAUGGAUGUAGAUUUGUGCUCCUCCUCCUGUAAUGGAGUGCAAGAGAUAGAUGGUUCCAAGAAAAGAUUGAAUGAAUAUUGCAUCAAGAAACACUGGUUAAAGCCAACUUACAAGGUUGAGAAAGAAGAAGGGCCUGGUCAUGGUAAGAGAUUCACAUGCUCUGUUCAAGUUGAAGCCAUGGACAACACCUUGAUUGCUUUGGGGGAUCCAAAGCCAAGAGUGAAAGAUGCAGAAAAUUCAGCAGCAUUCAAAAUGUUAUCUGAUGGACUUUGUAAUAUGAUCUGAUGUACUUUGUAUGAUGAAUGAACUAGCAAUGUAAUUUAGUUAAAAUUAUGUAAAUUUAUUAAAAUCAUACAAUCAUUUUAAGACUAUUGUAUUGUUUCAUAUAGUUGAUUGGUAUAUAUUGUUAGUAGUUA
Molecule: messenger RNA, 1328 nt
Organism: Zingiber officinale
Lineage: Eukaryota; Viridiplantae; Streptophyta; Magnoliopsida; Zingiberales; Zingiberaceae
Product: ribonuclease 3-like protein 2
Exons: 4
Coding region: 127-1197 (356 amino acids)
Biological process (GO): siRNA processing
Cellular component (GO): nucleus; cytoplasm
Molecular function (GO): RNA binding; ribonuclease III activity
Source: RefSeq, a predicted model, not a curated record